Messenger RNA from Pogona vitticeps (central bearded dragon), 3851 nucleotides. NCBI's taxonomy places the organism in Eukaryota, Metazoa, Chordata, Lepidosauria, Squamata, Agamidae. The record is from RefSeq and is a predicted model, not a curated record.
AUGUACGCGCACAGAAUCCUGAGCGUCUUGCUUAAAAAGGCCCACCGACGUCACAGGCCCGAAGGGAUGCGAUCUCGAAUUCUGAAAGGGCGGCGGCGAACGCUCAUCCUUGCCCGGCCGCUGGGCACCAUCCCGCCCCCGCGGCUCCCCGCUCUCACACCUUUGAGCGGUGCGGGCUUCUUGCUGCGCCUCUACUUCCAGCCGCCGGCCGAAGGGAACGCCAGCAGUAGCCACAGCCGGAACACCGGGAGGCAGCCGAGCGAGCGCCGGUUGGUCUUCGUCGAGGAGCCGGCCAAAGCGGAGAGCUGUCCGCAGCGGAGCGCCUGGGCCUCGGAUGUGGAGCCGCCGGCCGAAGGGAACGCCAGCAGUAGCCACAGCCGGAACACCGGGAGGCAGCCGAGCGAGCGCCGGUUGGUCUUCGUCGAGGAGCCGGCCAAAGCGGAGAGCUGUCCGCAGCGGAGCGCCUGGGCCUCGGAUGUGGAGGUGCUGGGCCCGCUCUUGCCCGGAGGCUCGGCUGGCUCGGCGUUGGUCGAGUUGUGCGCCGCGCUGCAGGCCGGCCACAGCCCGCUGCCCGAGGCAAGCCAAGGGGUGCCCUGGCUGCCGGUGCUGCUCUGCACGGGCGUCGUCUUCUUGGGCGGCGAGGUCUUGCCCUACUCUGUGUGCUCCCGACACGGACUGGCUAUCGCAGCUCACACGCUCUUCCUGACUCGCCUUCUCAUGGCCGCCACCUUCCCCAUCUGCUACCCGCUCAGCCUCCUGCUGGACUGGGCCCUGCACCAGGAGCUGAGCACCUUCUCCACCCGGGAGCGCCUGUUGGAGACCCUUCGCGCUGCAGACCCCCAUGGCGACCUGGUGAGUCAGGAGCUGGCCAUGGUGCAAGGGGCCCUGGAGCUCCGUACCAAGGUGGUUGAAGAUAUUUUGACCCCAUUGAGUGACUGCUUUAUGUUGCGGUCUGACGCCAUCCUGGACUUUGCCACCAUCUCCGAGAUCUUGCGCUCAGGCUACACGCGCAUCCCAGUCUACGAAGGGGACCAGCGAGACAACAUUGUUGACUUGCUGUUUGUCAAGGACUUGGCCUUCGUGGAUCCUGAUGACUGCACCCCGCUGCAGACGGUCACCCGGUUCUACCACCGCCCUCUGCACUGUGUCUUCAAUGACACCCGCCUAGAUGCGCUGCUUGAGGAGUUCAAGAAGGGUAAAUCACACCUGGCAAUUGUGCAACGAGUGAAUAAUGAAGGGGAAGGAGACCCUUUCUAUGAGGUGAUGGGGAUUGUCACUCUUGAAGAUGUGAUUGAAGAGAUAAUCAAAUCGGAGAUUCUGGAUGAGACAGACCUUUAUACUGACAACCGGAAGAAGGAGCGGGCUCCCCAUCGUGGUAGGAAACCUCAUGACUUCUCCAUUUUCCGCCUAUCGGAUAGUGAGAUGAGGGUGAAGAUUUCCCCACAACUCCUGCUGGCCACACACCGCUUCAUGGCUACAGAGGUGGAGCCUUUCAAGACCCCAUAUUUGUCAGACAAGAUCCUGCUUCGGUUGCUCAAACACCCAAAUGUCAUCCAGGAGAUGAAAUUUGACCACAAGAACAAGCAAGCACCUGAGCACUACCUGUACCAGCGCAAUCGGCCAGUUGACUACUUUGUACUCAUUCUUCAGGGAAAAGUGGAAGUGGAAGUAGGGAAAGAAGGCCUACGUUUCGAAAAUGGAGCCUUCACAUAUUAUGGUGUCCCAGCCAUCAUGACUGUUACCUGCUCAGAUAACGACGUUCGCAAAAUGAGCAGCCUGGCUGGGUCAUCUUUCCUGUUGCCAGUGUCCGUCUCCCGUUCCUUUGCCUUCACCAGAGGGGAAUCUUUGGCUGGCUCCCCAGUGAACCAGUCACCAUCUCGUUGCAGUGGAUUAAACCGCUCUGAGUCACCCAUUCGAGAACGCAACGACUAUGGAGGAAGCAGUACCCAGCUUCACAGUGGUAGCAGCAACAACAUCUACACGCCUGAUUACUCCGUCCACAUCCUUUGUGAUGUACAGUUUGUCAAGAUCACUCGGCAACAGUACCAGAAUGCGUUGGCUGCAAGCCGAAUGGAUAGCUCACCCCAGACUCCUGACAUGGAGGUUUUCAAUGAUGGAGACUCCACAAAGCCUCCCUCAACAGUCAGAGGCACCCCACAGACUCCCAAGGAUGACCCUGGUCUUCUCCUGAAUGAGCAAAGCACCAUUGUGGUUAGCCAGUCAGAUGGGCGUCUGAAGAGCCCCACAGAUUCUGUGUUCCUACACAUGGAGGGGAUCUCUCACAUCCAACAGGGGUCAGCAAGUGGCACAGAAACUAAUAUACAACAAAAAAAUGAGGGCUGUUUUGUCAGGCUGGAACAUGAAGUCUGCAACAGAGAAAUGGAAUUCACCACUUCUCCUAGUGGCCCCGAGGAACCCCUGGGCAAGAAGCUGCUUCGAACCCUUAGUGGAAUAAAAAGAAAGCCCUCGGCGGACAGCGAAAAGAGUGCAGAUGAUAAUACUAACUUCACAUCUCUCUUCACAUGAGUGGCAACGUGGUAUUGCUCCUCCCACAGGUCAGCAGCAUGACAGCCGACCGUGGUAAGAUUCAUGUGUGCGUGAUGGCACCUGCUUCUUUCUCACAUCAACUAAUCCCCUGCCUCCAGGGCUUGCAAGUCAGAGAGCAGCCCUUUGAGCUCAAGAGGGGACACCAGCACACAGAGAUUGCUGAGCACCAAGGCUCAGUGAAAGGUGGAAAUGAGAAGAAACCAACCGAUCGGGUAUCCCUGUGGGCAGCUCAGCAGGGCAGUACCAUCACCCCCUCUCACAAAAUUACUUCCAUUGGAGUAAUGACCAAGGGGAGGGGAGUGGCACACAGCCAGCUCUCCUUCCUGUUGGAAGUUCCUCUUGCAUGGUCCAGCUCCCUACCUGGACCUCUGCGCAUGUUUGUUUGUUCAACAGCAGCAUCACACCAUACACAGUAUUCAUGUGCAUUACCUAGAUUUGUCCUGACCCAUUGGUAUUUGUAACCAGCACCUCUGGGCUGAAGUGCAGAUCCAUGCACUGAUCACCUUCUGACUUGUGAGCGCCAAGCAACACUAACAUGGACACUUGGCCAUAGAACAACAAAACCCCAGCCUCCAGGGCAAUUUAGAGCAGAGGAAGUUUUGACAUCAGGCAUCUGUAAGGGAAAAAUAAAAUGUACUUGUUCUACAUUAAACCAGUCCCUUUCACAUAUAUAUUUGGAUGGGUAUUAUAGGGAGGAAGGGCGAGUGAAAAGGCACAGCAACAUAGGAGGGACUGCCAGGAGAGUUCUGCUUUUCAGGUCCUGAGUGUGCAAGUGGAGGUUGAGUCUAUCUAUGGAACAUAGUUCCAAACAGGUUUUUGCUUGUAUGGCAUCACAGAGGUUUCAAGGGCAGUUUGUUCUUUUGCUCUUGGUUGGCAUCCAAUGCUAGAACCGCAUCACCUCUCACUAAAACUUCCUUAAUUUCCCAGUGAGAUUGGUACAUUUCUGCUAGUGCUCAGUAACAUUAAAAGAAGUAAUUCUCUGCCGUAAAAGGAAUAGCAAAAAACAAACAAAAAACUCAGCAGCAGAAGCCUAUCUGUAUCUAUUCAGAGGUAAGACUGAGCCCAAUGAAAACUCAUCCCCAGUUAAAUGUAUAUGAAACUAUCUCGAAAGUUCUUCCUUUGUUAUUCAAAUCCUGGUUUCUUAUCUUGAUUCUCCUAAGAUACUCUCCUUUCUUGAAAGAUCCCCCAUUUUGUUUUUCCCUUUCUGUGAUGGAUAUUGCCAAGAGGUUCAUGUUGGUGCCUGAUUGGAAAUACAGUGGUGCCCCGCAUAGCGACGAUAAUCCGUGCAGCAAAAAUAGCUGCAA